AUGGCGCUGAAGUUCCACUGGGUCAGUGUGCCACUGGCGAUGGUCAUCGCCACGGCCUACCUGUACUAUGUCACGCAGUACAAGCCAUCACAGAAGAAGGCGAAGCUUCUGCAGGCCGUCGACAUGAAGGUCACCCACAAGCCAGAGGAGUGCUUCCUGCAAGCAGGCGAUGGGGACUUGGUCCACGUCCACUACACCAGCUUCUUGAAGAAGGAGGGGACGCAGUUUGAGACCACGAGGGGCGGCGACCCGUAUGUUUUGAAGCUGGGCAAGUGCAAAGACCACGCGAAGCCCGAGUGCAUGAAAGGCUUUCAGACCGCCCUGCUUGGCAUGUGCGCGGGGGAGAAGCGGAAAGCUACCGUCCCGCCCAAGCUCGGAUUCGACAAGAAGGGGCGCCCGUCGGGAAUUCGAGCCGAUGAGCAUGUGAUCUUCCACCUGGAAAUGGUGGACAUCGACAAAGCCUAG
This is a messenger RNA of Symbiodinium natans, 465 nucleotides long. The record is from the annotation of a GenBank genome assembly. Lineage: Eukaryota; Dinophyceae; Suessiales; Symbiodiniaceae.